CUGUUUACGGAAGAGCUUCAGUGGCACGUUGGUUGGCUGUGGAAUGGAAACGGUGUAAAAAGAAAUGUCCAAACACGUCUUCUUGACAGGACCUCCAGGUGUGGGGAAAACCACUCUUGUCCAGAGAGCCUGUGACGCGUUAUUGUCAUCAGGAGUGGGAGUGGAAGGUUUCUACACAGAGGAGGUCAGGGAGGGAGGCCGGAGAGUCGGCUUUGAUGUCGUCACCAUGUCAGGAGAGAGAGGCCACCUGUCCAGAAUCAGAGACAUCUCUGCUGGUGCGUCUCACGGAAGAAGGGAAUACACUGUUGGGCAGUAUGUGGUUGACUUACCUUCAUUUGAAAACCUGGCUCUCCCCCUCUUCAGAAAUGUGGGGGCAGCACGCAGUGGCAACAGGAAGCUGUUUGUCAUCGAUGAAAUUGGCAAAAUGGAGCUUUUCAGCCAGUCGUUCAUCAGGGCAGUGAGACAGACCUUAGAUAGCACUUCCUGCACCAUCCUGGGCACCAUCCCCACCCCCAAGGGCAAACCUCUGGGACUUGUGGAGGAAGUGCGCAGCAGGAGAGAUGUCAAGGUCAUUACUGUGUCCAAGGAAAACAGGAAUGCUAUUCUACAAGACAUUUUAGCAGCACUGCAAGAAUGUCUGAAGCACACAGCCUAAUAUAAAGAUGCAAAACCCCUGACAACAAGUUUUGUUUGUGUCAGGGCACACAAUCAGACUUUUCUCUGGGUGUACGCGCACGUCGUAGUCGGCCCGUGACCUAUCCUGAAGGGCGUCCGGGCUGAUAAAGGAGUUACUGUGUCACAUGCAUGUAUUUAUGUACACAAUUCAUAUUUUCCUCUCCUCGUACAGCCUCGAAAUGGAAUCCAUGCUGAAUAAUUGAUUGUGAGAUGGAACACAGGGGGUGGAAUUGUUCAGUUAGUGUGUAAAGCCCCUGCUCUCAGAGCCAAAGACGGGCUUUUCAUCAAAAGAGCUUUGUUUUUUUGUUUUUCAUUUAGCCGUAGGUCUAAUGGAGACUUUCUCAUUUUGAAUUUAUAAUAAUAAUCAUUUGUGGUGUUUGUUCAUUUGGUACUUUGCUCUGUGAGUCUCCCUUGUGUUUGUCUAUUAAACCUGAGGAUUAAACCUCAUUAAAAGAUGAAUCGGUAUUUAAUGACACAAUUGUGUCCCAUAUAUUUGAUUAGAUUUUUCCACCAGAAUGAACAAAAAAAUCAUAAAUAAACAGUUGUCUUCCAAC
This is a messenger RNA of Solea solea (common sole), 1229 nucleotides long. It is a transcript of the gene ntpcr, whose product is annotated as nucleoside-triphosphatase, cancer-related. The transcript has 5 exons. Gene Ontology annotation, molecular function: ATP hydrolysis activity. The record is from RefSeq and is a predicted model, not a curated record. The coding region runs from base 65 to 655 and encodes 196 amino acids. Lineage: Eukaryota; Metazoa; Chordata; Actinopteri; Pleuronectiformes; Soleidae.